AUGCCACCCUGUAUCACAGCCCCAGAUACCACCACGCCCCCAGUUAGUCAGACCAGCCAGCACGCCCACUCUGGUGAGAAGAUAGUUGAGAAGCUCAGAAAGGGAAAACCAGCUAAACCUGACGACAUCGGCCCCAAAGUGCUGAAGGCUGUGUGGAAUGAUGAUUUCAACAAACCAGAACACAGCAGCUCAGAGUUUGAGGACUUGUCUGAGCUGAGGGUCGUUCUGCUGGGAAACAGCUGGUCUAAGAGGAGCUCAGUGGGGAACUUCAUACUGGGAGCGACUGUGUUCACCUCUGAGGACAAAGCAGACCUCUGUCUGAGAGUCAAAAGAGAGCUGAAGGGGAAAGAAAUCGAUCUCAUCAACACUCCAGAUCUGCUGUCACCUAAAAUCUCCGCAGAAGAUCUGACGAAACAAGUUGAGAACUGUGUGAGACUCUCUGCUCCUGGACCUCAUGUGUUUCUGCUGGUCCUCCAGCCUGCAGACUUCACUGAGGAUCACAGACAGAGGCUACAAAUGGUCCUUGAACUCUUUGGUGAUCCAUCAUUUGAUCGUUCACUGGUUCUGAUAAUGCCCAAAGACAAGAGUUCAAGUUCCAUUGAAAAGUAUCUGCAGCAUCCACAGUUAGGAGACAUAAUCAAGAAAUGUAGAGAAAAAUUGUUGUGGCAGAAGAACCUGGAACGAGAGCAGCUGUUAGCAGCCAUCGAUACAGUGGUGAAGAAGAGCAUGGGGGAGGAAGUUUCCAGUGAGGAAACAUCGGUUUCACCCAGUCAAGAUGAGGAAGAAAAAGUCCCUGCCAACUUGGAUCCUCUAAGGGGUGCACAUGAACUCAGGAUAAUGCUGUUUGGAAAAAGUGAGAACAAAAAAUCAUCCCUGGAAAAGAUCAUUAUUAGAAAGAAAGAGUUUAAUAUGCCUAAAGUCCUUGGAGGAAAGCAAUGUCGCGCUGCCUCUGGACAGUGGAACGGGAAACCGUUAACAGUAGUCAAAACCCCCGACAUCUUCAGUCUGUCUGUGAAAACUCUGUUAGAAGUGAUGAAGAGCUGUGUGAGUCUCUGUCCUCCUGGACCAAACGUUCUGCUGCUGUUAGUGAAACCUUCUGAUUUCACUGAGAAGAACAGACAAACUCUGAAUUUGGUUCUGAGCUUGUUUGGUCAAGAUGCCUUUAAACACUCAAUGGUCAUUAUAACACAGAAACAAGAGAAAGGCAAUAACUCAGUGGAAAAACUCAUUGAAGACUGCAACCAAAGACAGAACUGGUUUGAAAAAAAAUGUUCCGCUACAGAUUAUUCAGAGUUGAUGGAAGAAAUGAAUGAGAUAGUGAGUGAAAACUGGGGAAAAUAUCUAAUGUUAAAAGAAGAGGCUAAACCCAAUCUGAAGUCCAGUCUGAACCUGGUUCUGUGUGGGAGGAGAGGAGCAGGGAAGACGUCAGCAGCCAAGGCCAUUUUAGGUCAGACUGAGCUUCAUUCAGUCUCCAACUCAUCAGAGUGUGUUAAACAUCAGGGAGAGGUGUGUGGACGUUGGGUUUCCCUGGUGGAGCUGCCUGCCUUGUAUGGAAAACCUCAGGAGGCAGUGAUGGAGGAAUCAUUCAAGUGUAUCUCCCUCUGUGAUCCUGAGGGUGUCCAUGCCUUCAUCCUGGUCCUACCUGUGGCUCCUCUCACUGAUGAAGACAAGGGAGAGUUAGAGACCAUCCAGAACACAUUCAGCUCUCGAGUCAAUGACUUCACCAUGAUUCUGUUCACUGUGGACUCAGAUCCUACAGAUCCAGCUGCUGUUAACUUUUUAAAGGACAAUGAAGACAUCCAGGAGCUCUGUGAGAGCUGUGGAGGAAGAUCUGUUGUUCUCAACAUCAAGGACAAACAGCAGAUCCCACAGCUGUUUGAGUUUAUAGAAAAAAUUAGUCAGCCUACAGGACAACUGUGCUGUUAUACAACUACAACAUUUUUACACGCACAAAUGGAGAAAGUCUUAAAGCUUGUCAGUGUUUUAAUCCACUUUAACUCUGAUUGUUUUCAUGUUUUAGGUGAUGAGGUUGGAGAACAGGACUCAGACUGUCUCAGGAUUGUGCUGAUUGGGAAGACCGGCUGUGGAAAGAGCUCUACAGGAAACACCAUUCUAGGAAGAGAUGAGUUUAAAGCUGAAUCAAGUCAAAUGUCGGUCACACAAUGCUGUCAGAAAGCAAAUAGUGAGGUGGACGGUCGUCCUGUUGUUGUCGUCGACACUCCUGGUCUGUUUGACACAACUUUGACCAAUGAAGAAGUUCAAGAAGAGCUGGUGAAAUGUAUCAGCCUCCUGGCUCCAGGACCACAUGUCUUCUUGGUGGUGAUACAGGUUGGGAGAUUCACAGCAGAGGAGAAGGAGACACUGAAACUCAUCAAGAAAUUCUUUGGGAAGAAUUCUGAAAAGUUCACCAUCGUUCUUUUAACCAGAGGAGACGAUCUGGAGCAUCAGGGAGAGUCUAUUGAUGAUUACAUCAAGAAAAAAUGUCACAGUUCCUUUAAGAAGCUGAUCUCUGACUGUGGAGGAAGAUACCAUGUGUUCAAUAACAAUGACAAACAAAACCGUACACAAGUCAGUGAGCUGAUAGCAAAGAUUGACACCAUGGUGAAGGACAAUGGAGGACGCUUUUACACCAAUGAGAUGCUGCAAGAGGCUGAAGCAGCAAUAAGGAAGGAGAUGCAGAAGAUUUUAAAGAAGAAGGAAGAAGAGAUUCAGGAACAAAAGGCAGAAUUUGAAAGAAAACGUAAGGAAGAAAUGGAGGCCAUGAAGAAAAGAAUCGAUGAAGAGAGAGAAAAGGAGAGAAUACAGAGAGAAAAAGAUCUAGAAAAAAUGAGAAAUAAAAUUAGGGAAGAAGAAGAGAAGAGAAAGCAGGAACAGGAAAUCAGGGAAAAGGAUAAAAGGGAAAAGGAAGCUGAAGAAGAAAGACGUCGACAAGAAUUUGAAACAGAACUUGAAAAGCUGGACAAACAAAUUCAGUCAGAAAAAGAGGCAAAAGAAAAUGUUGACAGAAAACUGGAAGAAGCCAGAGAAGAGAUGAGAAGAAAACAAGAGGAGUGGGAGAAAGAACAGAAAGAAUGGUGGGACAAACAACGACAAGACGAAGACAAAAGACGAGAGGAAGAGAAAGAAAAAAUUGAAAAACUACAGGACAAUUAUAAUGAAAAGCUGGAAUGUGAAAAAAUAAAAAAAGAAGAGGAUCAAAGAAGAAGAGAACAGGAAAUAAAAGAAUUGGAGGAUAAUCACAAGAAAACUCUGGAUGAUCUAAAGAAGAAACAUGAAGAGGAAGCCAGAAAGCAGGCUGAAGAGUUUAAUGAAUUCCAGAAGAAACACAUGGAGAAAUUAAUGGCUCAGAGGGAGGAACACGAGAAGGAAAUGUAUGACUUAGUGAGACGUGUGACCAAAAAGACUGAAAACUUGAAAAAGAUCAAGAAUUUAAUGCAAAAACAUGAAAAAGAAAUGAGAUCUGUGACAAAUGAAGAGGAGAUUGAAGACCUCCAGGAAGAACAUAAAGAUCAGCUAAAUAAGUUAAUGCAAGAAAUCCUGAAUGAAGAGCUCAGGGACGCAUCAGCCUGCAGCAUUUUAUGA
Molecule: messenger RNA, 3582 nt
Organism: Pelmatolapia mariae (spotted tilapia)
Lineage: Eukaryota; Metazoa; Chordata; Actinopteri; Cichliformes; Cichlidae
Product: GTPase IMAP family member 8-like
Exons: 5
Coding region: 1-3582 (1193 amino acids)
Molecular function (GO): GTP binding
Source: RefSeq, a predicted model, not a curated record